Messenger RNA from Paramuricea clavata, 16291 nucleotides. NCBI's taxonomy places the organism in Eukaryota, Metazoa, Cnidaria, Anthozoa, Malacalcyonacea, Plexauridae. The record is from the annotation of a GenBank genome assembly.
CUUAUUAGCAUCAGGUUCAUAUUUCGUCUCAAGCUUCAUAACACCAUCAUCAUUGACCAAAGUAUUUCAUUUGUCAAGUAUAUAUAUAGGUACGGUAAGUAGAUUUUAUUUAUAUAUCCUUACCGACGUUUGUGCAUGCAUGGAAGCAGGUUUUUCGUUCGUUACUCGGUAUGACAUAAAGACUCUUUUAACUUGAAGAAAAGGUCUUCCUACAAGCUAUUCUAAUCUAUCUUGUACUUUAAUUCCAAACAGAGAGCCUUCCAGGCCCACAUCACGGAACUGUUUCUAAACUAUACUGUUGUGGACAUGACAACCAAUACGCAUUAUAUAAACUGCGCGCUGCCGUGAGACGCAGACUGUAAUGUUCAAGUGAAAAUUCAUUUAUAAAACAACACAAGUCACAACAUACUAACAUAUACUUCGUAAACGCCAGGUACGGUACGUACGUAUACGACAGUGUUGAUCAUGUAGCCAUUGCCUUGCCCUUGGAAGCUUAAAAUAAAUUUUCUAUAAAAGUGUGCAUUUUUACAUUGCAUUGGCUACUAGUACAACUGUACAAGUACAGCUACGUCGACGUUAAUAUAUUUCGACACAGUUCUGGUUUCAACAAUAAUCAACAGUUAUAUUUGUAUUGUAGUAGUUUCUCGGGAUUGAUAAAUUGUUACCACACUAUCAGAAAUUAGAGUAGAACAAUUUAGACUUAGGCCUAUCAAUUUGUUAUUGCCAACUGAAAAUAUGUUUUUCGAGAAAGUUCGCUGAGAAGCAUUAAACGUUAAUCUGUCAUGAUGUGAUCUUACAUCCUUUCUAUAGCACAAUGGAAUUUAAUCACUUUAUCUGUGUUAAUUUUGUAUACAUAUUACUUCUGAUCUUAAGGUGGCUCUCUACAAUUCUCUAAAAUUUAAGUCCAGGACCAUUCCUCUAUCAUUUUAGUUUAAAAGAUGUUUGCUGGAGGUAUUUUGCUGCUGAUUAGCAUUUUGCAGUGGUCUGCAAAGUCAGGUAAAACCCGUAAAAUGAGGUUUGAGAAGUUAUUUCUGUAAACAUUUUGAUUCUGACUCCUCUUUUAUCAAAUUUAUGUUUUGCAGUGUUAUGGAGCUUAAUUAAAAUAGCUCACCAUUACAUACUAUAUGUCAUGUGAUAAUAUUAUACCUCAAAUUCAAGUGUCCAAUCAGAAAGCUAAGUUCGUGCACGUACGUGACAUAACAUUUAUCAUCGAAUCACGUCUUGCGUCAUCGUAGUUGACGUAGUGGGUGAUUUCAGUCAUAUCACACAGUGACACAGGGCGAUUUGAUCAUAUCACCCGGGUGAUUUGAUUGGCGUAAACCACGCGCGGCGAUCACAAAUUAUUAAGUUUUCAAACUUCAAAGAAAGCUAUUUUAUUUUUUAAUUAUGUGAUGCAAAUUUUGAAAAAUCAUCAUAUUCCAAACUAUAUGUGAUUCGAAAUAAAAGUGACAAAUCUUGCGUUAAUUAAAAAAUAAAACAUCGUAUUCACGAAGGUAUAUGGCAAGUUUUAUAUUCUCAACUUGGGGGCUUUUAAUUUUCGGAAUAAUAUAUCAUAUUAUAUCAUUUAUAGAUUCUCCGCUCGGGGGAUUCGGCAAAAUAUUACCCUCGUGAUGAUAUUAUCACUUCGGGUAAUAUUUCGCUGAAUCUCCUCAGUCAACUAGGUCUAUAAAUGAUAAAUAUUUAAUAUGAGUCGUGUUUUUUGCUUGUGAAAGUUAUUUUUAAAAAGCUGAGGAAAAAUGCCGUCUGGGUCUCAUUAGCUUGCAUGCACCAUAUUGAAAAAUACUGAAUCUUUUUAUAACCUGACAUGGGAAUACAUGGAGUGCGCAAUAGUACUAAUCAUACUACACGCGAUGAAACCCUCAAAGCGACAACGCUUAAUGACUGACUCGUCCCCAGUCGCUUACCUAACGCGCGUUGAAUUACCCAACGCGCUGAAUGCGUUACUAAGCAGUGUUAGGGACGCCUCGGGGCAUUUCUAUGGUCCUUUGCGUUAUAAGCAGUGUUACUGAGGGACUGUGGAAGAGUCAGGCUUAAUGACAGGCUUAAAGAUAUAGCACAUUUUUUUUAUUUGCUUCUCAAGAUUGAUUGGUAAUUAAACCACUUGUCACAAUUAAUGAUUACUUUUCUAUAUUGGUCUAUAUUGACUAUCAGCCCUAAUCAACUGUUAUUUUUGCUGCCUUCGGUUAAUGUAUUUUUUCAUUAUACUAUUUUAAAUAUGAUAUGCAGUCGCGAUAUAUUCGAAUGCGCAAGUUGUUGACCAAGGUGGUACCUGAAUUUAAUUUAUCCUAGCAUUGGCCAUUUGCCCGAAUUUCCAUGGUUUCCUAAAGAUUUUUUUUUAGGAGGGGAGCAAUUGCACCUAUGUUUUUCACUUUAGAUCGUUACACUGUGCGUGCCAAACAGCUAAUUCCAUAUGCAUGUAAUUGCGCGAGCAGUGCGUGCAAGGCACACCUCAUUGACCUCAACAGCGGCACCUAUUAACCUCAUUAAAAAACAGUUGACUAAAAGUAUUUCAAUAUUUCAUUGUUUAAUCGAAUACGCCUUUCAGCAAUGGGUUCCACCAACUGUGGUUCCACCUAACAAUUUACGCGCUGCAUUGUUGAAAACUGGUUAGGCUAUAUUUUAUAUAUAUAUAUAUAUAUAUAUAUUAUCAGUUUUAGUCGUUCUCCAGCAUUUUUGUAUGAAAGUUAUAUAGACUAUAAAAUAGUCGUCAAAUACGAACUGUUGUAAUUAGGGUUGGGCGAUAUUAAAAAAAUCGUCUCACGAUUAUUGUCAAGCAAGUUAUCAAGAUAUUCGAUAAUAUCGCGAUAAAUGCAAUACAAACAUGACCACAUUUUUCAAUUUUAAUUAAUAUCAAAGCGGUAUUAUAGUAAGUUAUAAUCUUAUUAAAAAACAAGUAAAAACAACAAAUUAAAGUAAUAUGAAGGCUUUUUCUAGUCUAAUAUUUACUGUUCAUAAACCAGAACUGUAUAUGCAUUGUCUACUAUGUCUCCGCUGGCACAAAUGCUGUGGGCACACGGCCCAAGCAAAGCCUGCAAUUUCAUUGUUCAGUGGAUUAAUACAUAAAUAUUAGCUUUUGUGGCGCACUAAAUUCGUAUUUAAUUCAGGAAAUAGUUUUAAUUCUUUUAAGAACUAUAUUUUCUAGGAACUGAAACAAUUUUUUAGGAUUUUAUGUACACAUGCGCAGCAAGAUCACGAUAGUCUUCGACCAUGACGAUAAUUUCGAUAUAUCGUCGCUCAAGUUUCUACCUUCGAUACGAUAAUCGCGAUUGAAAAUAUCGCGAUAAAUCAAAAUAUCGCCCAACCCUAGUUGUAAUGCCUAUAGACGCGCCCGUUGAAGAGAAAGCUGAAAUUUGCAACAUUUAUUUAUAGGGAGCAUUAUAUUUGUAUUGCAAGGAACGUAAAGAAAGUAAUUGUCUACUAAACUCCAGCGCCGGAUUUGCGCUAAUUUGUAAUUUUUUUCCAAAAUUUAUCACUUGUUUUGCUCUGUUAUCGUAUUCCCAUGGCAUUGGUCAAUUCUCAGAUUAUACUGGUUUAGUGCUUCCUAUGUAGCAGCUGCAAAGAACUCUUGUUACAUUUUUUGGUAAUCCUUUCUAUUUUCUAAGAAACCUAUUGAAUAUUUGAAUAUGCUCUAAUAUUUGCUAAUUUCUUUUUCUGGUAUUCUGUGCUCGCAGCACCUGCCUCUGCUCGAUUAAUAGACUUUACUAAACUAUCGCUAUUACGGGAUGAACCACCAGCAACUUCAUGCACCAACAAUCUGGUUCCGUGGCCCUGGGCCAAGCUUGAAAACUUGAUCCAUCAUAACAGAUAUUAUAUGCAUGGUCGAUUGAGAAUGACGUAUUUUGGAAACCCUGUAUUUGUAAAAGUUCUAUACUGAAUCUUGAUUUGACGUUUGUGUUUUGCCGUUUGACGUUGAAGGCCUGAAGGGUGGCCUGAAGGGUGGCCUGAAGGGUGGCCUGAAAGGUGGCCUCAAAGGUGGCCUCAAGGGUGGACUCAAUGGUGACUCAACCGUUCAAACGUGAACUGUAUUACUGUAUACGUCAAACGUCAAGUAGAGCCUAUAACGAAAUGCAUCAAUUACUAUAUUGCUAUAUAGGUUUUCAAUUUAUCCUUAUUGCAUACAAUUGCUACAGUAUGUUACUAUGUUGUUAAACAGUAAAUUUCGUCUUUCGAGGUAAAUUUUUAAAUUUAAAAUUUUACCAUUUAGUUUCGUUACAACUCUCAAACCACAAAUGUAUAACUGAAAGUGGAAAGAUUUACACCAACGGUUCAGUUUUUACUGACAACGAAUGUACAACAAAAUGUGAAUGUUUGGACGACAGUGUUAUCUCGUGUCAGCCCAUGUGUUUAGUCACGAAAAACGAUAAUUCUUGUGCGAAACUGAAGAUCGCUUAUACGCCGGUUGGCUUACCUGAUGCUCAAGGAAGAUCUUGUUCAUGUCCAUCCUUCAUUUGUGAACCAGGUAUCACUCAUUAUAUAUAAGACGGAAACUUCAGCAGCAGCAACAGCAGCAACAGCAACAACAACAACAACAACAACAACAACAACAACAACAACAACAACAACAACAACAACAACAACAACAACAACAACAACAACAACAACAACAACAACAACAACCAACAACAACAACAACAACAACAACAACAACAACAACAACAACAACAACAACAACAACAACAACAACAACAACAACAACAACAACAACAACAAUAACAGCAGCAGCAACAACGAGAAUUAACAACAACAACAGCAACAACAACAACAACAACAACAACAACAACAACAACAACAACAACAACAACAACAACAACGACGACGACGACGACGACAACAACAACAACAACAACAACAACAACAACAACAACAACAACAACAACAACAACAGCAACAACAACAAUAAUGAUCAUGUGUGUUCAGUGGGAGACUCCCAAGAAUCAGACGGUUGUCUAACACAAGUGAUCAUUUCUGUCCGACUUAGAACAUGAUCACAUCCACGAAGAAUUAUUUGUUUCUUUAUAUUUUUGGGAAGUAUUUUUUAUUAUAUGUUUUUUUUUAUCGAUGACCCACUGUUAUUGCUAUAUGAAGCUGGAUAUGAGAGAGUUAAUGGGAUAUAAACCACUGAAAUGAAUUCUGAUUGAGUGAGUAUAGGUGUGAUCGUGUGCUACAAAGUAUUAUCAUGCACUUCUAUUUAGAUUUCUGUUCUGAUGGCGGGAAAACUUAUAAACCUGGUGAUAGCUUUAUUUCUGCUGACUGUUCUAGUUCAUGUGUUUGCGGUGCAGGGGGAAGUGUAUCCUGUGUGAGUCUGUGUCCACCGACCUAUGUCCAAUGUGAUGUGGAUGAGGUGAAAAUUCAAUAUUCACGUAAAAUUGCCAAUAGUGAUUGUACAUGUCCAGAUUGGAAAUGUGUGAAAGUAAAACGGACAGGUAAAUAGUAAGAUUUAAAUAUAUAAAAUUAUAAUAUAGCAUUUUGUAAAUUCUGAACGCUGAUUGGCUAAGAGCCGUGUUGAAAUAAUUCAAUGUCAAACGGAGAAUUUCUUUCUUUAUAUUUCAUUGUGCUAUAUUAUAAAAAAAAUAGAACAUUUUCCCGUAUUGAUAUAUCAACACUUGUGGAAAUUGGGAAAACUCGAAAUUGUGUGAAAACACUCCGCCCUCGGGGCGACGUGUGUUUCCACACAAUUUCUCGUUUUCCCAAUUUCCACUCGUGUUGAUAUAAUUUAUAUAUCAUAUAUAUAUAAUUUGUUAAAUAUUAUAUAUAAUUUGUUAAAUAUUAAAAGAAACAUUACAAAAGAAAUAUUAGAGUAGCAGUGGCGAGUGCUCAAUAUAUACGAUAUAUAUAAUUCUAUAAAGAUAGCCUGCGUAUAGCUGGCGAUUUGCGUAUAGCUAGCGAUUUGGGUUGGGAGUAAAAUCCCGCGCCUCGCCUCCAUAAAUCACGUGUCCACAAUGGCAAUAAGAAUAAUUUAAUUUUAGUUUUAUAUAGGGAUCAUAAUUGCAAGCGAAAUGGCCAUAGUGCAUUAGUGCUUCGAUCGAGAACCUUUAGAAUAUCGAUAAAUACAUUCUGUAUUUUCAAAUUUUUAAGCAAAACUUUAAUGACCACGAUAUAAAGUUACAACUUUACUACAUGCACUUAUUUAAUACGAUACAAUAAUUUUACAUGCACUUAUUCAACCUCGUACCAUGCAGGGUUAGCCGCGAGUUGAAGGCAGUCGCUGCCACUUUGUUGGUUGGCGCUUAUUUAACACGAUACUGUAACUCCUGUAAUAACGUAUACAGUUAUUUCAACAUUUUUGUAACAAACGUUUUCGUUUAGUCAUCUGUAAAUGAGGUAGCACAAUUUUAUCAGAAAGUGUUAGGCAAGGUUUAUUUUCAGGUUUCUUUGUCCUAAAACUGUACAAGACAAAGCAAGGACCACGUGUUAAGCACCGUCCAAUCAGCAACAAGGGAAUGAUUGAAGUGAUUCCCUCUCAUAUUAACUUUUAUAAAAUUGAUCUGGCAAUUUGAAAAACUAACAAAAUUAAACUAACAGAAGAUCUAUUUCCCUGAUACAAAGCCAGUACAACUGACGGAGGUCGCAUGCAUCUAAAGCCAAUGGCAAUGGGCUCGAGCCAUAGCCUUUAGCUUUUUCACAUCUAGUGCCAACUUUGUGUGUCUAUGUGUCUAUAUAUACUCCAUUUUUAUAUUAUUUUUGGACGACUCAUCGCAAAAUAAUCGUGAAUUGCUAAGCUAAGCUAAGCUAAGCUAACCUAAGCUAAGCUAAGCUAAGCUAAGCUAAGCUAAGCUAAGCUAAGUCAAGAAUAUUAUUUUUCGCAUAUUUUUUUAUAUAGUGCAAGAUCAACUACCAGCGACAACGACCCAACCACGAAAAAUAAAGAAACAGCAAUGUGCGUCUACAAAUGGAAAGAUUUACGCCGUUGGUCAAGAGUUUACUGACAUCAAUUGCAGUUCUCGAUGUCAAUGUAAAGACGAUGGUGUACUUACAUGUAUGCCUCUGUGUAUGGUCUUGCCUGAAGACAGUUUCUGUGCUAAACAAAAUAUUGUACAUAUUCCAAUCAAAUUGUCUGAUGCUGAAGGCAGAAGCUGUUCGUGUCCAUUAAUCAUGUGUGAAGCGCAUGAAGUCAAGGAACAAGUUCACAUUAAUAUUAAUGGUACCACCUAUAAGUUUAUUUUAAUACCUACAGCGGUUUCAACCUUACUAUAUGUUUUGUACCAAGUACCAAUGAGUUAAAGCACUGUAUGAUAUUGCGUAGCUUAACAGUUAGAAACUCUGUACUGAAAGUGGUAAUGUAAAUUAGUUCCCUUUUUGGCGUCAUACUGCUAGACGCCAUCAGCUGUCGACUAUAUAUAGCCGGACGGGAAUCUGUGGUCGAUCGGGAAAUGCAAGGAUUCACGUCUUUGGAGCUUGCGGGAUAACAUUUGUUUACACUAAUGCCCAUGCGUGAAUGGUUCGAUCGUGGAAAACACGAGCAUGCAUCAUGCAUAGGGAAUUUCCAAGUAUUACUUAAAACCGGUGUGUUUACGCUUAUGUCCAUAAAUGAUAUACUCAUGUUUUAACCGCAAUUCGUAAUUUCGACUGUGAUGGGAUUAUUUCUCUUUAUGAGAAAGUUGGUCGGUUUCACAGCGGAUUAUGUCCUCCCCCGUAGGAUGGCUAACGCUGAGCGAUCCUUGUUCAUUUUCAUCCUCAUUCUAGUCCAUGUUCAUUGUCACCAUCCAAAAAAUCACCUCACUAGGAUGAUGUCUCUAGCUUGCACGAAAUUCCUGAUCAGUGCCUAACGUUCACGUGACUGGGACUUUACGUUCAACAUUACAGCAACUCUACAAUAAUGAAACAGAAUCUCUUCAAUUUCUCUUUUUAUCUAGAAUUCUGCUACGAUGGUGGAAACAAGUAUAAACCAGGAGAUCGUUUUAUUACUGCUAUCUGUGAUGGUUCGUGUGUUUGUGGACCAGGGGGGACUGUAUCUUGUGUCAGUUUGUGUCCACCUAAAGAUAUUAGAUGUACUGUAGAUGAAGAGAAAAUUGAGUUUUCACGUAAAAUUGCCAACAGCAACUGCACGUGUCCAGCAUCGAAAUGUGUGACAAGAGAAACGAGAGGUUAGAAUAACUACAAGAUUUACUUACUCCCAGGCUCUUCCCUCUUGUGUUGGAUUUACCAUCAGUGGCGUAACGCAACCGCUGGGGGCCCUCCGUCAAUCGGCCACUUUGGGCCCCUUUACUCCACUAAAAAUAGGCUCCAAAAAUUUUUCUCGGAACAAUUUAUUUUUGGCGACCCCCCCCCGUCGCCAAAAAAUUUUUGGACAUUGUACCAUUUUAGGGGUCCAAAAUUUUUUCCGGACAUACCCAAUGAAAUUGCAAUUAAUUCAUUCUAGUAUCUCGUCCUUUACCUCAGCCGCGACGUACUUAAUCGUCGUAAUUAAUGUUUUUUUUUUAUUCAAUUCAAUUCAAUUAAUUCAAUUCCCCAGAAAUGUGCUAUCAAAUUUUUUAAGGUCAUUUUUGUCGGGGGCCCCUAAAGUUUGGGGGCCCCCCGUCACUGGACACCCUGACACCCUCCCGUUACGCCACUGUUUACCAUUUUAGCAGAAGUGCACUCUCCUCCUGCAGCGACUUUAUGCAUGUAUAGAGUUUACCGAACUGAGUAUAUAAUGACAUGGAAGACGACAUGGACCGCAAUUUUUAUUUGCAAUAGUAUACUUAGUGCUUGGUCUGCUAAAGCCGACCUCUUUUGAUCACUUUUGCCUUGAUAUAUUGUAUAGUAAGGAAGCAAAUCAUUGACUCAAACAUAUAACUUUUAUAACACAUGUUUACCGUUGUAAAUAGGACAUCACUUCUAUAUAUUAUGUCUUGUUUAGAUGUUCGCUCUGGGCAGGAGAUUAGUGUUUGUAUUAUUGGUGAUAAAGUUUAUAACACUGGAGAUAUUUUAAUUUCCACUGACUGUACACAUUGUACAUGUAUAUCGGGAUAUCUUUGGUGUGAAGAACUGUGUCCAGUUAGUGACAUAACUUGCAAACCUGGUGAAAUGAAGAAACAAUGGAGCGAGCAAAUUCCUGAUAGUAAAUGUUCUUGUACAAGAUUGAAGUGUGUCAAGAAAGCUGAUGGUAUAAAUGAUUUGUUUUAUAGUGGCACUGAUUACUCUCUAUCUAUCAAGGUUUUUAAGAAGUAAAAUCGUCUGUCAUUAGCCAGAGUAAAAGGAGCAACGUUGGUAAAACUGCCGGUUAUUGGAGAUCGCAUUUGAUCGCACUUGUGUCGGUAUAGUAAAAUUGUCUGGAAUCAGGUCAAAGUAAAAUAGAAGUACGAUCGAACAGUCCCUGUAGUAGAUAAAACGUUAAACCGCGUUAAUCUGAAUGCCAUCCGAAACACGUAUAGUUUUGGUAUUGUUCGAUGUGCCCCUCCCCGGAAAAAAAAGGAAAUGGAACCAGUCAAACACGAAUAAUUGUCACAACCCAAUUCAAAAUAGGCCAAUGUCAGAGGAAUUUUCCUUAACCAUUUAUUUUAUUUCUUAGAAUUCUGUGAGUUUUUUGGCGAAAGACACAAAGUCGGAGAGUUUUUCAUACCUAAAGACUGUUCUGGAUACUGUCGAUGUAAUGAACCCACAUCUUUUAUAUGUUCAUCUUUAUGUCCGCCGGUAGGUAUUUACUGUAUACCUGGUACACGAAAAGUACGAACAGUUACACCUGUUGGGCGCAAUUGUACUUGUCCUUACUGGAAAUGUGUCAAAGGUGAGUUUUAUUUUAAUACUUAAUUUGUCAAAGCAUAUAUAACAAAAAAGAAAAAGUCCAGAAUGUUAAUGCUUCCUUCUUUACCUAAUUUGUUAUUUCGUAUUUAUUCCCGUAAUUCAUGCAAACUACAGUACAGGGUGUCUCAAAAAAGUGAACCUUUAGAAAUCACCCUUUUCCCACCGGGCACACGACGUUGUUUCAACGUUGAAAUUUGGCAGAAAAAAGGUUGCGACGUCGACAACCUAAUAUCUACGUUGCUCUGACGUUGUUUUACAAACAUUGGUUCAACAGCAGCCAACAGACGUUGAAUUAACGUUCAUUCAUGGUUAAAUGUACGACGUCGAUUUGUGAACCAAUCUCAACGUUGUUUUAACGUGGAUUCAACGUUGAAUUAUGGUUGACGAGAUUGGCAACCUAAUUUCAACGUUGUUUCAACGUCGAAACAGUAACGUCGAUCCAAUUUGCAUAGUCAACCCUUUUUCAACGUCUAUCCAACGUCUGGAAGGUCAUUUCCAACGUUGAUUCAACGUUGGAUAAACGUCAUUUUGCCCGCUGGGUUGUUAUUAAACACCUAAACUCGAUUCCAUUGUGUUUACGCACCCAUGGGUUCAGUAUAGGACUGAGGCAUUCAAAUUAUAACAAUAAGGUGAAUUUCUAAAGUUCACUUUUUUGAGACACCUUGUAUAUGUUUUCAGCGUAUUGGUUUGACUAUGCAAUUAAUGACAAGCGUUGACAUCUGAUCACCACAUAAGAAAACCUUACGGUCUAAUUGAACGUCGAUUAGGGACAAAAGGAAAAAAGGAAAGGAAAACAAAAGAAAAAAAGUCGUGCAAAGAAGAAAUCAAAGAAAACUAUCAGUAAAAUUCCGCAAAAAAUUCCUGCACAAGCAGCCAAGCAGAAACAAAUUUCGUGCAAGCUCAAAACUACUCCCCCCCCCCCCCCCGAUCACUUUUUUAAUGGUCCGCCCUUUAGCUGAAACGUAGCUAUAUAUUCUCACUGCUCGCUUCCCCGCACGCACGAUACCUUUAACAGCUACUGUAGAAGGAAUAUUGAGAUUGGGGUUAAAUAAUUUUCAGCCAAAGGUAGAGUGCGGGGAAGCCAGCUCCGAAAAUGUCGCAGCCGAGGGGAGGUGGGAGGUGCAGUACACAUGCAGUUUUUUAUCUAAAUAACUUUUCAUAUUAUGACGAUUGACGAAUUCAAUCAACAUGCAAUUAAAGUGUGUAAUAUUGAGCUCUUAAGUAUUGUGUAACGUGCCGCGUUUAACGAAUUUUGCAGAAAAGCACGAAAACGUUCUUUAUUUACAUAGUGGAGAACAUGUGGCGUCCUUGGUCAAAUUGGACAGAAUGUGAUGCGGAGUGUGGUGGUGGCCUGCGCUUUAGAUUCAGAACAUGCAUGAAAAAUCAAAAAUGUUUCGGACCAAGAGUAGAAACAAAAGUCUGCAAUGUAGCACCAUGCAGUCCAUGUGAGUAUCAUUAAUAAACUAAACUGAACUACACUAAAUUAAAACUAAUCUAACUUCAUUUGAACAGGAUAUAGCUCUGUCAGUUUUAAAUGGUUUUUAGAGAUCCAGUAAGGGCAACUCUUUACUAUUAAUGUAAUGUUACGAAAGAAGGAACCCCCAUGGAAAAACACUAUUUUAACUUGAUUCCCGUAUCGAACUAUAUGAGGCAGAUGUGAUAUUAACCCAGACAAAUGUAUUGCAACUCCCUGUUAUACAUGCUGUUUACAAAAUACAUGUUUCCGUGUUGUGACCAUGUAUCACGCGGCAGGUGGUAGGAAAAUGAACGUUGAGAGACUAGGAACAUUUUCAGUUUUUCAUACACUCCAUACAUACUUCAUCUGAGGAUCUUUAAGGUCCUUUUCAUCUGCAAUUUUUGCUGCGACGUUCUUCUUCAGAUGGAUGUGAACGAGUGGAUGAGUUAUGAAUGUUUAUAUGAGGGUACAUCCAGGGACGCCGGAACUGGGGGGGGGGGCAGGAGGGGCAGCGGCCCCCGUUGCCCUUUACCAGGAGGGGCAAGGGGGGCAAAGGUGCCCUUUCAAUUUAAAGGAUUGCCUUUGCGAAAUAGAGAAUUGUCAGAAAAGCUAGUGCAAUUUUUUACGAAUCUGCUUCAGAAAACGCAAGAAAUGCAGUCAUCGAGCUUCAAGAAUAGCACAAUCGCCUGGCAGAGAACCCCCUCACACCCCUAUCAUCCAAUAAAUGGAAAACAUGAUUAGGCGAAGUUCAACUCCCGAUGUUUUGCAAACAUCUCUUAGUAUAUAUCAAUUCAAAAGUGCCCUUUCACGAAAAUCUGCCCCCUUGCCUUCACAUCGUUCCGGUGUCGCUGGACUGCAACGAAUGUCGACGUUUGCGACCCAUAAUAGCCAAAAGUAAUCGAGUAUCCAUACAGUAACGUUUUAACAAAUAUUGCUGCCCAACCUCGUACCCAGGCUCUUUUCACUACGCGCUUCGCUUUAAAAAAGUAACAUAAGAACAAAAUAAUUAAGAAAAUAGCGAGGCGCGUAGUGGAAAGAGCCCGGGUACGAGGUUGAUGCUGCCCAGAAAAAUUAAGUCUGAGAAGCAAGUGCCCUUUUGAAAUGGCUGCCCCCGCCGCUUCACAUUUCUUCCGGCGCCCCUGGAUACAUCAGUGAUAUCCGUAUAUGUACUUCGAACAUUCGUAACUCAUCUACUCGUUCACAUCUAUCAGAAGAAGAAAAUCGCACUAGAAAUCACAGCAAAAGUUACAAGUGUAAACGGGCCUUAAGGAAUAAUCAUAUACUUACCACUCUUUGAGAUGUUUUAUGCACUUUUGAGAAACAUUUGAAAAAGGCAAAUUUAAGAUCCAAUGAACAUUAAAUGGCAUAAACGCUUUUUCUUCGACUGCAGGCUGAAACGAUUCCGGGUUAUUUUUCGUAUCAUAAUUAUUAUUUGGUUGUUGUUUUCAUACUUGCUAUAGAGAGGUUCAGAUUUGACUUCCACUACCGCCACUCUGCACUACCGCUAACACUACCUCUCACUGGCUUAGUAUCCAUCUGAUCCUGAUUGUUUAAUGGUCCCUUAAUGGUAGCGGUAGUGCCGUAGUGGAAGACAAAUCUGAACGUCACUAAUAUCCAUAUAAUUACGUAUACCUUAUGUUAGCACUAUACCUUCAAUCGUAAUUUCAGCAUAUACUGGUGCUCCAUGUGGUGCACUGAGAAUAAAUUCGGCAGAAGGUGACAUUUGGCCUCGUUGUGAUGAUCAAGGUUACUUCGAACCUCUGCAGUGUGACCCCAGUAGGAGCGAGUGUUGGUGUGUUGACAGAUUGGGCAAUGUGAAGCCAGGAUCAAGGCGUAUUUCACAGAAACCUCAGUGUGGCAACAGCGGCACUCUACAAGGUAAAGCAAGAAAAAGCUUAUAAACCAUAUAGUUAAUCUGUGAGUAAAACGACUGGCUACCUAUAGGCUAUCAAUCAAUUUUUCAUUGACAAGUUUUAAAACUGUCUACGAUACCCGAUAUUUCAAAAGCGAAUUUCAAAAUAAUCGUGAUUGAUAAAUUAAUAGCAAUGGCUUUUCGAAGAUGAGUACAAUUACUUGUCACGUUUUCCUGGAUGAAAAGCUGCCAUAACCGGAUACCUGCACUCUGCAGCUUUGCCUUUGGAACACGACUCCUUGUCAAGGAAAAACUUGUCAAUUGUGGCUGACUGACGAAUGAAUAGAACUUGCAUCAUCAUGCUCGUCUGUACGAGGAACUCUUCACAGUAACAGAGCAUCAAGCACGCCUCGCUAAUUUUAACAACUCAUCCUUCUAGCAAAACCAAAAAUUUAGUAACACUAACGAUCGCGAUUAUUUCUAUUUUUUAGUUUCUUCUAAACCAUGAAAGAACAUCGUGUCCCAAAGGAUGAAAGCAUACAGCACAGGAUACAUUUUGGAGUAUACCGAGUAUAUAGACCUUCAUUUCUCAGAUUUCUUAGAUUUUUUAUGAAUUGUAUACAUGCAUGAAGAGUAAUGUAGUUAUACUAGUAAUGUUACAUUUGCGCUUAUUAUACUUAGUGAUUUUACAUUUUAAAACAUGAAAUGAUUACCUGUUUUAUGUAAAAUUACAGUUUAAUUUCUGAACAAAGGCAACAUUACACGAGUGGCUACCAUAUAAUACCUAUCAUGUAAUUAUUAUUCUGUAUUGCAAACUGACUUUAAAAGAAAGAACGAGUGGCAUGUAUGAUUGACGUGCUGACCUUAAAUCGUAAUGUUUGAAAAAUCAUGUAAGUAGAGUUUGGUUGGUUCUCUCCUCUACGAGGUUUUUCUCCUGGUCCUUCGGUUUUCCUCUCUCACUAAAGGCCAUUUUCCAUUGCAGUCGCUUUGCCCGCGCGGGCGGAGCGACCAAUUUUAAUCACGUGAAAAGAACUACAGAGAAAGUUGAGUAAUGUUCGCUCCGCCCGCGCGGGCAAAGCGACUGUAAUGGAAAGUGGCCUUAACGCACCAAAGUAAACGGAUCUGACCAAAUCCAGUCAAUUGGGGCUAUUGGUGCAAUAUCUUAUAUUCCGAGCAACUGUAGCGUCGUGUGAGGCUCUGGGUAAAGCUAGGACGAAUUUUUCACUAAAAUCAACUGAAUCAAAAACUGAUUCAGAAAAGAUCGUGACCCUAUCUUUGCAACCGUUACGACCAUAUCGUACUGAUAUGGUCGUAAGAACAAGGAAAUUAGGACAUGGACAGCAAGAACUGGAAAUUAGGUAUAAUUCAGAGAUACUUUGACAGUGACUUAGGAUAAAUCGGGCUGAGACGACGGAAUGUGAAGAUUUCGGGGCUGCUUGCCAGCAGGACCGCCAAGAGGUUGCGCGGAGCCCGGGGCAAAAAUUUCCCAGGGGGCCCUUAUGACGUCAUAAGUGUAAAAUGAGAGAAGUGGUGUUUUACAAUAUAUUACACUUUAUUGCAUAGGUAAGCAAUCUUGUAUCAAAAAAUUUAAGGGUCUUCGUUGCCCCCCGCUUUAUUUUGAACUGGGGGCCCAGGGCAAAGUGCCUUCCCCCUUGAUGGCCUUAGCUAUCAGAAUGUAUGAUUAAUGCCAUGUUUGAACAUGCACUGUGGCCAUCCAGCUUGAUAGUUGUCUGUUUGCAUUAGGCCUCUCAUGCACGCCAUAAAAAUUGAAUGUCUACAUUCUACUUUCGUGCACCCAUGACUAUAUAAUAUAUAUAGCUAAUAACACAUUACUUGUAUAGGUCCCUUGUCCCACCCAGGUAAAGCAACCGUAAGAUUUACCUGUUAGAAAUGUUAAUAUAAACAUUUACAUGUAAUUAUAAUUUUUAGUAUAGAACAGCUUAAUUCAAAUUCCCAAUUCUUUAAAAAUCAGGGGAAUUUGACAACAAUCACUCAGCUAUAGCUAUUUCUAUGUAGACAGAAGAAGUGCUACUACAUGUAUAACACCAUUUAAUAAAGUUUACCCAUAUAAGUAUAAUAAUAAUAAUAUAAUAGUGCUAUUCAUUCUUGGUUUGACUUUCACUGUUAGUUUUGACAUUCACUGAUAAAGUUACUCAUUAUUAGUAGCUUGACUUUCACCAAUAAGUUCAGUAGUCUUGAGAAAAUCAACCAUUUUGUUGAUAUCAUCACUAGAUACCAAAUUCAAGCUCUCUCUUGGAAUUCGACUGCUGAGGAAUGGACUGGGUUGAACACCAGUGUUACUUGUUACAAAUCUAAACAUCGUUUCCACUGAUUCAGCUUGCUCGUCUGGUUCAACUUUGGACAACUCAUCCCACGUGAAGAGCAGAGGAUCUGUUAUGUUUCCAAAAGGAUUAAAAUCCACCAGUUUUAUUACUUGACUUGACUUGAGGUAUAUAUCAAAUACAUAACUAUUAUCUGGAAAUUUGCCACAUAUCUUUUUCUGAAAAAAUUCCUUGAUCCGGGAGUGUAUUUCAUCAUAGUUUUGGGCAAUAUACGGGUAAUGACUGGCUGUGUCACGUUGUGAUAUGGCUAUUAUAUGACCUUUCUUAACGAAACAACGAAACUCUGUUGAGGAAGAUAUUUCUUGCCACUUUCUGAGAACCAAGACAAAUCCAGAUGAUUCCAUCAAGGUGUUAUCUUCCCCAUCUUCACAUUUUCUGAAUGGAUGAUUAAUAUCAUGACUUACUCUAUCUGAGCUAUUCAACAGUAAGUAUACAUCUGAAGCAGUUGUGCACUUCAAAGUGCCAUUGUAACUAAUCCAAGCAGCAUCUCUGGGAGCACUCCAGUUUAGUUUAGGAAAGGCUUCACCUCCUAGGUCUUUUAUAGCAUCUUCAAUUUUCUUUGUAAGCUCAGUAAAAUCUGGGGCAGUUGCCGUUGCUGUGUUGCAAUCGUCUGCUGCUGUCCAAUCUUCAGACUCAGAAUCACUGUCACAUUGUAUUCCCUCCUCAUUUUCAUUGCCUGGCAAUACGACGCCAUCUUGAUUUAAAUAGUCAAUAAAUUCAGCUUGAAGAGGAAUUAUUUUGCUUCGUAUUGAACAGUUUUUGAAACCAUUAUACCAAGUCGGGAGUUGACAAUUCAGGACGUGUUUCUGUUUCAUGUUUCAACUUUAUAAAUGACUAUUCUCUUUCCAUUUUGUAAACACUUUAAUAUUUGCUACACGCAAGAAGACCAGAAAAUGAUGCAAUAACGCACAGUAAUUU